This is a messenger RNA of Saccoglossus kowalevskii, 3939 nucleotides long. RefSeq lists its product as uncharacterized. Gene Ontology annotation, cellular component: nucleus. The record is from RefSeq and is a predicted model, not a curated record. Gene Ontology annotation, biological process: chromatin organization. Lineage: Eukaryota; Metazoa; Hemichordata; Enteropneusta; Harrimaniidae.
CCUGAGUAAGGUCAAGAUGGCGACUGUUUUCACAGUUACAUGACUGUAUGGGGAAUACUACGAUAAAACCUCGAAAUCGAGAGGACACGUAUGAUAUCAGCCAUGGCUGAACCUAGGAGAAUUAUACCGACAUCUGCCUGGGAACCGCCAAAGAAAGAAAAGGAGAAGAGGACAGAACCAACGCUGCGUUUUAACGUAACUUUGACAGAGUCCAAUCCUGGAACCUGUCCGGAGUUUUCAUAUGCGGACUUGCUGAAAAACGCCCUGAAUAAAGCGAUAAAUGGGAAGAAUAACCCUGAUACAGUGUUUAUGGACUGUGAUGAAGAAGACAUAGAAGGUUUACAAGCCAUUGCACGAAGAUUUGAAGCAAAAUAUGGGCCGAAAACUGGAAAAAAGAAGCGAAAACGAGACCGAAUAGAAGAUUUAAUUGAUGCAUCAUGGGGAUACGAUGAAUCUGAUGUUUUUAUCGACAACUCCCAAGCUUAUGAUGAACUUGUACCAGCUGAGUUGACCACAAAAUUUGGAGGUUUUUACAUUAAUUCCGGUCAACUGGAGUUCAGACCGGUAUCCAGUUCUGAGGACAGUGACAAUGACUUCCAAGAUCCAAACAAAAAAAAGAAAGCUUUUAAGAAAAAAAGGAAGAGCAGUGAUGGACUUGAGAAAGAAAGGAAGAGAAAAAACAAAGACAAAGAUCCGUUUAAAAAGCCCAGGAAGCAGUUGAUGAAAAAUGGCACAAGGAUUAAAAAGGGCACAACUCCCACUGUUGCCGAGUUACUACAGAAACAACAGUCGGCUAAAGCCAAUAGCAGUGAUGGUGAUCAAGAACUUAGUGAAGAUAUGCAUAGAAACAUCGUCAACAGUAUCAACGCUGUUGUGCAAGAAGCCAUGGCAGCGGCCACCACCUCAGAGAAUAAUACAACUGCAGGGAGUGAUAGUGAUGGGAACACCAACAGUGAAAAUGUUGAGGCUGUUCCAAAACUCCCCUCUGGAUUAUCAAACCAAUUAGAAAGCAAUAUUGAUAAGCUGAAAUCGGCUGCCAUGUCUGCAGAUGGGAAGUGCAGGUUUUUCACGCCUGAUGUCAACAGAACUCUAUUACAAAUUGAGAGCCAAGCACGGGAGUUAUCCUGCGGAUCAAGGUCGUCUGUCUAUGGUCACCUUGCGUCACAUUUACCCUGUUCUAAAGAAACACUUCUGAAACGAGCCAAGAAACUCAGACUGAAUGAGCAAGACAGAAUAUUGAAAGAACCGUUACAGAAACUAAAAGAAGCUGUUGGACAAACAAUGCCAGAGCAACUGGACAGAUUCCAGGAAGAAUGCCAACAAGCAGCUAAAAAUAAGUAUGACAAAAUAAUGGAAGAUAAAAUGAGAGAAGAUAGGCUGACAAGUGAUGAAGAUGAAGACAAAGGAGGAAAGAGAAGCAUAGCACCCAGAAAGAAAUUCCACUGGACAGAUAAAAUCAGGCAGUUGUUAUGCGACGUUGUGGCAAUUAAAGUGAAAACCUAUGAAAUGUCCAAGACGAGAUCCCAGUCGGCUGAAGACUACCUCAAAGCCUUUCUUGAAGCUGAAGUAAAGUCAUUCUGGCCGCAAGGUUGGAUACAGACAAGAAUGCUUUUCAAAGAGAGUCGUGCUGCCCAUGCCCCCAUAACGUUGAGCAUUCCUAAAGUUUCUCGACCGCCUGGGCGCCCUCCCAAAAAAGUGGUCACCGUAGUCAAGAAACCCGGAGAUGCAACCUCAGAUACGAGCAAUCCUAUUCCCGAAUCCAAUGCCUUCACAAUAUUAGAUUACGCUGACAAUAAAUCGUUGAAUACAAAUGAAGAGUCGCAAGAAAGUGACGAUGGAGCUGCCAAGAGGUUUGAAAAUUUAUUGUCGACUGCAACCACAACUAUGAACACUACCACACAUGUAAAUGCUGGUGUUUUCGGCAUUGCUGGUGGAAUCGGUUUAGAUAGUGUUAAAAAGGAGAAACCUGUUCCUACACUGCUAAAGAAAGAAUUUGCCUGUAAAAAGGAGAGCAGCAAUCCAAGUGUUGCUCGAAAACUAACGAGUCCUACAUUUCACCAAGAUUCAAGUUUCCAAGCAAUGUUUGAGAAAGUCAUUGGCGGGUCAAGUUCUUUCUCAUCUUCAGCCAUUCUUUCUGCAGCAGCUGAUUCAGUUAGUGGCGGCAAAACUGACGUUAAUAGAGAGAAGAUUUCAUUUAUGUCAUCGUUCUCCUCAAAACAAAAUCCGCAAGUGCGCAUUUCUCCAAUACCAAUCUCUACAAAUCAUAACAGAGAAGCCUUAAUGAAAGCAUUGACAACUCAGGCUACUAUGAAGUCACCUCAGGAACCAAGCAUCCCAGUGCCAAGAUAUUCUCCUGUUAACUCCCAUAAUGUGAACACAUCAGCACAAUCAAAUUCAUCUCAAGGGGAAAUGAAGAGUGCAUCAGUCAGGAUUCCCGCCAAAUUGAUAUCUCCAUCGGCUGCCAGCAGAACUCUGUUCACAACGUCUUCAACUUGUCUCGUCUCCUCCUACUCAUCAGCUAUUACUAAUGCAGUAAACAGCAGCAUCAUGACAUCUGCUCAACAAAUAAAGAAGUCACCAAUUACAUCAAUUAUGCCGAUGAUUAAAAAGGAACUGAAGAACAAUACUGUGUGUAUGCCUAUGACGAUGACCACGAAAACUCACUCUCAGGUGUCGCCGAGACAUGUAUAUUCUAUGAUGGAGAAACAAAACAAUACAUAUCCUGGAAUGCAGUCGGUAUCUACAGUUAAACAUUCGGUGCCCACAGCAGCUGUCUUCAGUGGGAAUGUUACAAAGCCAUCAAAACAGACAAUGGCCAGUAUGAAGCUCUCUGCAGCUAGUUUGAAACAAACAAUGCCAGGCAUGGUACAGACAGUGGCCAGUAUGAAACGGGCAAUGCCAAGUAUGAUUCAGACUGUGUCAAGUGCGAAACAGACAAUGCCAAGUGCAAAACAGACAAUGCCAAGUGCAAAACAGACAAUGCCAACUGUAAAACAGACAAUGCCAAGUGCAAAACACAAUGUUUCUACUGUGAAACAAACAAUGUCUAGUACGACACGCACCGUACCUAAUGUGAAACAAACAAUGGCCAACAUGUUGGCAUCUCGGCGAUCUCCACCUUCGUCUGUUGCACCCAAUUACAAUGAGGGGCUAGUUAGUAGGAAUCUACCGCCAAGACUGCUGCAGACGUCUCCGGUAUCUCAGGGCUCAUUGCCUACCACCCAGUCCUUGCAGGGACUGCACUCAACUUCAGCCAGUGGACUCUUAGGAGGUGCCAGCGUAGCAAUGUCACCUGGUGCCAAUAUAGCUGCUGGUUACCAGAGUAUCACUCUUGUUGAUCUGACAAGAGAUCCAAACGGUCUACCGAAGCACCAUCCAAACUUCUUAUCAAGAGACGCCAUUAUUACAGGACCAGCCCCAGGUACAUACACUCAUGGCCAAGGUUCUUUGUUUGCUACCUCUAUGCAUAGCUGUCCGCCUCAACAACAGCUACCGCCUUCUUUGCAAUCAUUUCAACACCAGACGUAUACAGAACCGCAUUAUGGCAGAGAUGGAACACAAAACUUGCCUCAGUAUCCAGACUUCUCUCCUCAGUAAAACACUGCCUUUGAAGAAUAGCCAUUCUUUGAAUAGUUUGUAAAUAUUGUGUUCUUUUUGCUGUUAAAUUUCUAAGUGAUUAAUUUCAUAGCAAACGAUAGGACAGUAUUAAAUUUUAUGAAGUAUUCAGUUAUGAGAAUAAUUCUUAUUUCCAAUACAAUUAAGCUCAAAGAUGCUUUAAAAUAAAUUUGCCUGCUUUUUACUUGAUUUACCUGAAGAUGUUGUCGCUUCCUGACGAAUAGUUAGCUUGCGUUAACACAAAUGACAAAAGAUGUCAGCUUUACUCCCGAUAGUUAAGAGUUGGUUCCAAAUAAUGUCAUAUUGCACUAUGUGUAGUAUGUG